AUUGACGCGCCGCAGCCAAGUAUCAGACCGAGUCUUGUUCCGUCACCGUUACGGACAGUCGUACUUUUAUAAUAUAUGUAAUAAUAUUUCCAGAGGGAAAACAAAACUGUUAUUAUUAUUAUUAUUAUAUUUCAUUGUAACAUUUACAUAUUAAUUUUCUUAAAUUUUUCCCUCCCUCCCCCUCUCGAUUUAUUAUAAUAUCCCAGUUACUAUACAUUUAACAUUAUAUUAUAUUCGCACCAAACACGUAACCCGAGCACAUUUUCCGUUCUUCCGAAAGCGAAUGGUGCGGCUCGCAUCGCAGUCCGCCACGAGGACCAUCAUGUCGACCUCACUCCGGCUCCUGGCGAUCGCAUACCUGAUCACGUUGGGUAAGUAAUCACGUAAAAUCGUGCAGCGUUCGUUCGUUUGUACGUUUUCUAACGUUACCGUAUAAGUAUUAGUUUAACGUGUCGUGUAAUAACAACUGGUAAACAAUAAUAUGAAAAUUUGAAAUGACAUUUGAAUAUUAUACUAUAAUAGGUCCUUGCAUAUAGUGCCCGCUGUAUAAUGCGUUAACCGGCGUUAUCGGGUAGACAAUGACGUCUACGAUUCGCGAAAAGUUAGAAAAAUAAAAAAAAUAAAAAUUUAGCGAUGAAAAGUGUUUAAGUCGUCCAUAAUAAUGCAAUAAGAAUUACGCGUGCGCGCGAUAAAUUCCUCUACUUUUGUAAUAUUAAUUACUGUGUAUAGAAGAAUAUUAUUCCUUUAACCGGGGUUCUCGACUGCCGUCCGUUUUUUUUUUUUUUUUUAUAAUAUUAUAUUGUUAUAAAAUAUUUUUUCCAAGAAUUGUUUAAACCAAUAUCAUUUAUCUCUACCCCCUCCCCCCCAACCCCCCGGGAAAUGUUAAAACCGAAUUAUUAUUAAAACACAAUUUCAGCAGUGCCGUAUAAAAAGGAUGUACAAAACUGCGUUUUCGAAAGGCAUGUGCACUGCUGAAGUACCUAGUAAUAAAGUAUUACGUUCUUUCUCUCUCUCUUUCUCUCUCUAAUCGCCUUAAUCGUCUAAUCGUAUUAAAUACUCGUAGAUGUGACUAGUAUUGGCUACACCGUAAAACGCGUUACGGGUGAAAACGGUUAAAAACAUUACUAACACGAAUAUUCGACCGAGAGUAUAAUUAUUUUUGAAAACUAGUUACCAUUCCAUACGACAGACCAGUCGUAAUAAUAUUAAUUUCUCAUAAUCUGUAUAAUGAAAUUUGGAUUACGUUUUCGGGGGCAAACUACCGGCGUAUCAUCAAGACGCCUAAUUGUACAUUAACGCCUUGCACGACGAGUGCAACACGUAAUCGUCGAAAACGAAUAAAUCUUUCUUCACUUUUUUCAUUUUUGUUUCUCUCCGUACGUUCGCCACGACAAUAAUAUAAAUUACGCAACGCCCGAGUGCAACAAUAUUAAAUAUUUUCAUUGCGAAUGGCUGCAACGACGAUCAUAAUAUUAUAAUAUUAAUAAUAACAAUGAUAAAAUAAUGCCAUGGGUACCCGUUAAAGACCACACGCGCCGCGACCAAAUCGUAAAAAAAAAAAAAAAAAAAAAAAUUAUAAAAACCGCAAUCGUAUAUUAUUAUAUUAUAAUCGUGCGAUUGUGUGUAAUGUAAUUAUAAUGACACGAUGACACGAUGACACGACGAUUAUAUUUUUGCCGUUGGCGACAUUUGCUCGAGUAUAUCCCGGCGCGGUACCAAGAACAUACGCGUCCGGUGGAACGAGAAGGUAGGGAAGAGAAGAGAAGGAGGGGAAAAGGGCGGAGGUCAGUGCGUACAAUCGGCGACGGGACGGGUAAGAGGUAGGGGGAAGGGGGAGUGAAUGCGAGACAGGGGAGGCGCGAAAAUAUUUCCAAUUUCGAAAUACCGUACGCCAAUAAUAUAAUACUGCACUAAUACCGCGUAUCACGAUGAAUUGGAGGUGGCGACAGGAGGGGAGGGGAGGAGACGCGUUAACGCGUGAUUUUAGCCUCGAACGGAAUGUCGCCCUCCCCUCACCCUUACUUGGCUACCCCUCCUCACCACUACUCGGCUACUCCCCCCCCCCUCACGCCGGACGGCUCUCUCACGCGAUUAUUUUCCCACACGGUUGAGCCCGUCGCCGGACAAUGAUAAUGUUACACGACGACGACGUUGAUAACAAUAAUAUUUUGACUGUAAUGUUCGCGUACGCCGCGUAUUAUCGACUCGCGUAUUACAAAUAUUAUUGUCCGUGUCCGCGCGAAUAAUAAUAUUAUUGUAUAUCGAUGCGAACAAUACGUCCGGUCCGCGGGGCCGACAACCGUGCCUAAAGAUGAUUUCACGUCGUACGCGUCCCCAGGUGUACAAUAAAAUAUAAUAAUAAUAAAAAAAAAAAAAAAAAAAAAAUGUUUCCAGGUAUUUAUAUCAUGAUCGAACGCGCGCGAACCGAUUUUUUAAAAUAUUUUUUCUAUUAAUUCGGUUAUAUUAUUAUCGAAACCCGGAUACACAGCUUAUUAUAGUGCACCAGCGUCACGUGGACACACCUACGGCCACCGCACGUCCCACAGAAUUCCCGCGUGUUUCAUAAUAAUUCAACAACUCUUGCUCGGCGAUUUUUCCGCGUUUUUCUCUCGGCACCUACCCGGCGAUCAAUAUUCGGAUCCAUUACCCCCGUAACGGACGAGAAAAGUACCUACCGGCCCGAAAUACCGUGCACGGUGCCGUACGAGCGGAAACGACGAGAGACGAUGAGUCAUCCUUUCGACUUCCGUUUUUCCGACGAUAUUUCCCCCCCUCCCUCGCCCGCGAAUCGGCCUCGGUGUCCGACAAUUAUACCGUAGUAAUUUCGUACGUGUUUCUCCGUGUAACGUUUUAUCUCCUCCAUGAUCCUCGCGAUAUCACAACAACGACGACGAUAAUAUACGUAACGCGUAUCUGUAAAAAUGCUGUUCGCGGGCGAUUUAUCAUCAUUGUUAUCAUAUUGUUAUUAUCGUAGUCGUCCUCGUCGGACCGUCACGAUAACGUAGAAACCAGAUGAGCUUUUAUAUUUUUUCUCUUCUUCGUUUCGUUUACUGCGAAUAGCAUUUUUUUUUUUUUUAUUCGUUCGUAUCUUACAUUUUAAACAAAUCCGCGAGUGUAUCAAUGCGCGAGGUUACACGCCUACAUUAUUAUUUAUCGACGGACCGGGCGCGCUGGUCGUUUUCGAAUUUCUUUACGUCCACGUGAAAGUAGUAUAUUUUUGACGUGCAUGCGCAAGCGGCGGGUAGGUAUCAAUUUGCGUUUCACGCGCGUUUUCAAAUAAGACGACAACGAUGACGAUAAUAAUAAUAAUGUAACGGGUAUUAUAAUGUGAUAUUAUAAUAUAGGUAACCUACGCGAUACUUCCAUAGACUUAGUAAUACAUCUAGACGGAACGUUUAUACACCGAGGACUGUAGUAGGCGUGGUCGGUCCGAACGGAUCAAGAGAGAUAGGCCGAUAUAAAGCCUAGUGAGUGAGAGAGAGAGAGAGAGAGAGAAAGAGCGACUUUGCACUCCGAGGACAGCCAAUUAAAACAGUCCGUUUACUGUCUCACGACUAUUUCUGUCCUCGAAAUGAAAAACUCCACCCACCGGAACGCGUUUUGAUGCCGAAUGUUCCGUUUAAAUGUAUAAAAGUCUAUGGAUACCUGUGUGGUAUUAUUAUACCUAAUUUAUUGUUAUCACGUGGGGUUUUCGCAUGUCUCGAGUUCAACAGGCUGCUGCUGCUGCCGCUCAGUCGUCGGAACGUAAACACAUCACAAACAAAUCACGUCCUGACGUCCGACCCGAAUUUCCGUUUGGAUUUUAUCAAUUCCGGUCAUAAUAAUAUGCAUACACGUGUACACUCUGACAAAAUAUAAUUACAAACGCGCCACCGUACGCCAUUGACCCCGAAACUUACUUUUCCCCGGCACAUCGGCGCACGUCUCCGGCGUUUCGUCCAUCGCCCGCGUCGGUUUACAACAAUAGUAAAUAACUAUUGAAUUAAACGCGUAUAUCAAUCCGUAUUAAUAACCAUUUGGCGUUUAAAUCGAUUCAACAUAACUUUAUUUACUGUUCCGAGUCGUCCCGGUUUAUACAAACGAACGGAACAAUCCGUUCCGUUAGCAAUCCGCUCAGCGGCACUAAAUUACGAGUACAAAUAAUACGCCUAUAUAUUACGACAUGUUAUUAUAGUUUUGGACGAUUCGGCACUAAAACAUAUCGAAAGUUCUGUAAAGCCGUCUGCAAAACUUCGUAUAUUGUUCCGGUAACAUGCGAAUCAUAUACAUCUAUAAUAUUAUCGUUUUUGUACUCGUUCUGAAGUUAUUUUCAAUAGAUUUGCAAAUUAUAAACGUAGGUACCCGAUAUACGCGUGUUAAUAUUUUAACGAUAUUAUGUAUAGGGGAACGAAUGUGAUAUAUUUUUAUGACGCAGAAUUGUACGGUUGUUCGUACCAUUGAAUCUGUUGGCGAAUAGAGUCAGUUAAAAUGGAGGGCCGUUUACUAUGUACUAUCCGCGAAACGAAAUAUUAUAUUAUUCAUUACUUCUUUAAUAAUUUUGAAAAUUAACAAUUUAAGGUCGUAUUAAAUCAGUAAAUAUCCAAUAUUCUCGUCGAAUUAUAAAUUGUUAUACAUUUUAAUAAAACGUGUCGGAAAAUAGUCUCCAUAAUAAUAUGUUAAUAUUUAUUACGAAACGAUGCGAAUGAAAGAAAUAGUUGACAGUUUCAUUACCAUUACAAAAAAAAAAAAAUCGUAACCCGUAUGUCAUAUAUAGCUGAUAUCGGUUAGUAAAAGUAUAUACGAUACACAAAACGAGAAACCCGAAUAUUAUUGUGUUUCGGUCCGCUAGAAAACAAAAAAAAAAACAAUAUAAUUUGAAAGUAAUACGAUUAAAAAAUAUAGGUAUUACUUAAUAAAUAUAAUAACCACACCGAUCGACGCAGUUAUAGGAUUUUACAUAAUUUUAGCAAAAAAAAAAAUUUGUUUCUUUUUAUCAAACCGAUUUUCAUUAAAAAUUAUUUCAUCGAGACGGCGGGUGUCUAUUGCACAUCAUCAUUAGUGUUUAGCUCGGCAAUUUAUAAAAAUAUAAUAAACGAAUUUUUUUUUUGUUUUUUUCGUUGUUUUUUCACCUAGGGUCUUGUGAUUCGAUAUUUUCGCGAGUCAAACGUCAACAAGCGGCGACUAGUGAACCAAAAAAGGAGGAGAGCUUCGAGAUCGAAAUAUGCAAAGACAAAGAUGCAGGCGAAUGGUUUCGGUUGACGGCCCAGGAAGGCGACAGUUGUCGUGACGUCAUCCAGUGCACAUCGUCGGUAAGUGGAGCGCGAGACGCGUUGAAAUAUUCGAAACUCAGAAUAAUAAUAACGAUGCAGUACAUACACGAUUGUUAUUAUUAUUGAAUUUUACAUAACAACUGAAUAAUUUACAUGCGAUGUUGCUGCUCGCGCUCCAAUAAAAAUCUGUACGCAAUUAUUUACAUAAUAAUCGUUAUAGCACGCACCCAUUACACCAGUUGCACCGUGUCCGCGGUCGAAAUAUUUUUUUAUUGAUGCGCAUCGCGGUAGAACAUUGUACAGGCGACGGGUGCAACGCUUUCACAACACUAUAUUCGAGUACAAAAAUAUUAUUAUAUAUUUUACUACGAUUCCAUAUGCCUAUAUAGGUUCGCCCGCCACGCGGAAAAGCGAAUCCAUUAAUUAUAUAUUUUUUUUUACGUCGCGAAAUAUACGGUAGACAUUUAAAUAACAAUCGCCUAAUAACAUCUGGGAAGACGAAACAAUCGGCGGUUCCUAAAGACGUCAAGCCGUUAACCACCUGUAGCUAUACACAUUAGUUCAAUAUACGCGAUUGGAAUCGUCGGGAUUUUUUUGCAUCCGGAAAUCUUAAGUUUAACCCUGAAAACGAAAGUCGAAUACAUUUUGGACGACCGAGUUCACGCGACAGACUGUGUAUAACAAUACGAUAAUAAUAUUAUGUCGUAUACGACAUGUAUGGUUUAACAAUAGUCUUAAACAACGUCUAUAUAUUAUGGUACAAUAAUUAUCGUAACCUUGAUUUAAUGAACUCCGGCACGGUUUUAUAAUUAGUUUCUUUUCUAUUAAUUCUCUAUGUCCACGUGUAAUAUUGUCGAUGUCAUUACAACACUAUUACCAAAACGUCUGUUGCCCGUUUAAUUAUCGUUUAUAAAUAACUUCGAUUAGCGAGCGAAGCGGUGAUUUAUUUGAAUCGCGUUUCACUGUUACGACCAAAUAAUAUUAAACAAAACAUGGUGUCGUCGAGAAAAUCGGAAAAUGAUUUGUAUUCGUCGUCUCGUUUUGCACCGCCCGAAACCUGUCAAUAAAAUAGUCGGCUAUUGACUCGGACAUUUUCGUCAUUAUUUGUAAUAUUUUCGACUGCGGAACCGAGUUCAAUACAUAGGUACCUACUGCAUUUUCACACAGAAUUCACCGUGAUAAAUAAUUAAAAUCUGGAACGAUGAUGAACAAUUAACCGUCGAAAAUUCGGAAUAAUAAUUGAUUAUAAUAUAAUAAACGCACGAAUUAUCGUACCUAUAUUAUAUUGUCUACACUAUAUAGUUUUGAAGUAUAUAGUAUGUCAGCAAAGACGAGAUACAUUUUAAAUGUGCAUUUUUACUUUGUGGGCCAUUUCCAAAAAAUGCUCCCAUCACAACAUUUUUAUAGUUUCACAUAAUAAUAUCGAUAACGAAUCAAUAUUAUAUUGUGAGUAUACGAACCUCAAUAAAUUUUAUGACACUCAAACCUGUCGGUUUUUCGACUGAAAUUGUAUUUCUUAUAAUAUCCGACGAGCCGAUCAAAUAUUAUUGUAUCAAAAUAAAUUCUUCUUCUUAGCUUAAUAAAACGGACCAUUUUAAGAUUCUUUGCCGCUUCUACAAUAUUAUUAUUCCUCUCUGUUUUUUUUGAUCGAUGCUGAUGUUGAGCGUCGAAUUUUUUUAUAUAAUUUUCUGUAUAUUUUCCUUUCGAAACGCAAGAUAGAGACCCAAAAAUUCCAGAAGCUAAUGAAGCGAUUAAACUCUUCGACUAUCAAAUACUUUAUAAUUGUAAUUAUUACUUUUCAGGGAUUGCAAGCUAUUCGUUGUCCAGCUGGUUUGUAUUUCGACAUCGAAAAACAAACGUGUGACUGGAAGGCCGCGGUUAAAAAUUGCAAGUUGAAGAAUAAAGAACGAAAAGUCAAACCACUAUUGUUCACUGACGAACCAUUGUGUCAGGUACUGGAUAAAAUAGAUUUUUUAUGGUGCUUAUUGUUAGGUUAUGUUAGCACGUCCACGUAGCAUUAUAUGCGAACUAAUAUUUUAGUUGACACCGAAAGAUUUUUUUUUUUUCACUUUUAAAUUAUGUUUUAUUCUAUAUAGGAUUAAAUUAUUAUUCUACUCGGUUUUUGUACUACGGUAAAGUUCAAAUUUCGAUUUGACGUCAUGUGAUUAUUAAAUAGAAAUUGCUCAACAAACACACAUUGUUAUUUCAAUUGUAUCGAAUCAGGUGCAUAUAGGUAUUAAAAAUUAAAAAAUAUAAAAUCGUACAAAUGUUUAAACGUCUAUAUUGUAGUCGUUCUUCAAUUUCAGAGAUCCACGCACCAGUCAAAUUGAUUUAAUUUUCGAAAUCUCAAUAUAUUUUCUCAAGCAUUUAAAAUCGAUACCAUCGCUACAUAAAAUUAAAAAAAAAACCCUGUAAGUUUAUGUUAAAUAUAUUAUAAUAUAAUUUUUAUAGGACGGAGAAUUGUCUUGUGGUGAUAAAUCGUGUAUCGAACGAGGACUGUUUUGUAACGGAGAGAAGAACUGCCCCGACGGUUCGGACGAAAAUUCGUGCGGUUUGUACAAAAUUAAUAAAAUUAUACUAUUUCCAUAUUGAUUUAUUAACAGUGGCGUGACUAGGAAUUUUCAACGGGAAGGGCGUAGAAAAUAAUUGUCACGAUUCGCGGAAAAAUCGUAGAAACAAUGAAAAUUUUAGAACCAAAUCCAAAAAAGAUAAUUUUUAUUCAAUAAAUUAAUUUUUUUUUUCCUUUUAACUUUGCUGAAUUAAAAAACAUCAAGAUAAAUUGCUAAAUAAUCACUCAUAGUUGUUAUAUUUUAAAACGACUAGAAGGGAGAAAAAAUAAGUCCUAUCAUCUUCCAUUGUAGUGCACGCCACUGUUAAUAAAAAAAAAAAAAAAAAAAACGAUUGAUAUUUUAAAAUCUGCAGAUACAAAAAAAGUUAUAUUUUCAAGAGCUUACCUAUCUUCAUGCUUGCAAAGUAAUCAAAAUCCAUAAUAUAACCAAUUAUAUUGAGUUCCCCGUUAGAUAAUAUAAUGUACUAGUAGUAUUUGAUAUUAUUAUUUUAUUUUUUUUAUGGAAUUUGUUAUCAUUAUCAUACGAGAAAUGUCUACUACUAUAAGUAAUUAUACUUUACAAAUUCCAAUCUAGUUAUUAGAUACCUAUUUUAAGUGUACCUACGAUUAAUUAUACAUUUUUUUUUCUCUCCGAAUGCGUGUAGAUAACACUUUUUACCGACCUAUAACAGCCAAUAUAGGUAAUUAUAAGGUAAAAAUAAGCAAUAUAUUUUUGUAAUCUAAAUUUAUGUAUCGUUUUCUGCAGACUAGGAAUUUUCGAUUUGAAACAGAUAAAAAACUUUGAAAUUUAAUAAUACUCCGUGGUUAAAGUGUGGUGGGGAGAUAACGGAGUACGUUUUAUUCAGUACCUUUUAGGUUAAAUCUUCGAAGUCCGAGGACGCUUUAGUCACUAAAACAUAAAACUCUAAAAAACUCGAAUUAGUUAUUAUUAAUCAAAUUUAUAAUUUUAUAAUUGUAUAACUUAUAAAAUAAAUUCUUUAAUACCUAUUAAAUUAUACGUAAUCGGAUUCUGAUUUUCUUUACUUUUAUUAAACGGGCAUAUGUAUAGUAUACUAUUCGAGGGGGUGCAGUUUAUUUUUAAACCCCUAUUAAUAUACAAUUAUUGUGAACAAAUGUGUAUGAGAGAAAAACAAAUUUUGUCUCCGUGAAGGGGUUUCCUGAAGUUUUGGUUAGAUUUAAUAAGUUCUCGAGAACGGCACUCAAUUUUCGGGGAGCAUAAUCCUCUUCAAAGUUUUUCCCACUUUAACCACUGAUAUUACGUGAAUUAAUCCGUUAACAUUUUUGUAUAAAACGUAUAGCGUAUUAUAUAAUGUUCUUUUCUCUAUGAUAUUUCAAAAAUUCCAUUUUAUUCAUUACGUCUUCACAUUUAUAUAAAAAAAUAAAAAACACCGAAAUAUUUAGUGCGAGUCGAAAAUAUGUUUUUAUUCAACUAUAGGUACUAUAUCUAAUCCGACGUAUGACAAAUUAACAACUACGUGAUUUUUUAUUAAAUAUUUGCGUAAUAACUGCCGCAGCUAGUUGUCGUUUCUUUUUAAUAUAAUCACUUUGAUUAUAUUAUUAUUAUCUUCCCAGUUGGGUAUAUAAUAUAUUUAGACAAAAAACGUAUAUAUUUUGGUAAUUAUUAUCUUGUCUAAUUAUAUAAACCAGUGUGGAGAAAAUGUACAUAACGAUUCGAUUAAAACCAAUUACCUAACAAGAAUAUUAAUGUUUUUUUUUUCUUUAACAAAAUACAAUUAAAAGUUUUUUAGGAAAUCGAAAAAAUGUUAUUACGUUACAAAAUGUUUUUUUUUUUUAUUAUCAACACUCAUCGAUUUUAUUAUAUUCUGAACGUAUAGCGAGGAAUGUAUUGAUUCUACUUAAAUGUGUUUUUAAACAAUUUUCCACCAGAAAUCUUGCUCCAAUCUACAAUAACCUUUUUGUAGCGUUUUUAUCUAAUUAGCGCAUUAAUCCUCAUCAAUUAGGGUAAUUUCUCUGUUUUCUUCGGAAUUAAUAACAUUGGAAAAUCUGGCAAUUUUUGUCGAUUUCUGGGUUAUCUUGGCAACAAGGGGAAAACACGAUUGUAUUACUCUGUCCAGAAUUGUUUUUCAUUGGCCGUAGUUUAUCGUUGCACACAGAUAUAAAUUAAAUUACUUUAUGUAUAAUAUCCUCCUUUCCGACUUUCGGCCUUUUAUUUAUUUCCCCUCCCCUCUUUUGUAGACAACGACAACGAUCCCAAUCGCGCGCCACCUUGUGAUCCGGCCGUGUGCGUUUUGCCCGACUGUUUCUGCUCCGAAGACGGUACCGGAAUACCCAAUGACUUGCCGUACAAAGAGGUCCCACAGAUGAUCACCAUCACCUUUGAUGAUGCCAUCAACAACAACAACAUCGAAUUAUAUAAAGAGAUAUUCAACGGCAAACGCAGAAAUCCGAACGGAUGUGACAUCAAAGCCACGUUCUUUGUUUCCCACAAAUACACCAACUAUUCGGCAGUACAAGAGACCCACAGAAAAGGACAUGAGAUCGCGGUCCAUUCGAUAACGUAAGUAUUUUUUCUUUCGAUGUAUACAUCGCAGUUCAGAAAAAAAAAAUAGUUAAAUCAUCGUACAGUGUUACAUUAUAGUGUUUCGUCAUUUUUAACGUGUUAACAAAAAUCGAAUACGGUUAUUAUUAUUAAUUAUAAUUACUCGUAUCUGUUAGAUCGUUAAACGAUGACGAUUAUGGUGAAAAAAAAAACCAUUUUAUAUUCAGAAUAGAAUAGCGUAUAGAAAUUAAUUUCUUUUGGGUGCAUACCGAGGUGAUUUGCAUAUUAUACGGGGAAAAAAAUCAAUCCGGUUUUUCGAACACGAAAACGAUUUUGAACGUUUUAUAACGAACACUAAAUCAUGAGUGUUGAGGUUUUAAAUAUUAAACACGGUCUCCGCGGGGGGGAGGUGUCGGAAUAUACACUUAAUAAUCGAUUUCCCUUUCUGUAGCCGGUACACAUCACGAAUAUUUUGUUUCGUUAAACUAUGUAUCGGACCGAUAUAAUACAUAACAAUAAUAAUAUUAUACAUACACCAGCUACCUAUAUAAUAUACUAAUUGAAUCUAUAGUAUACCUAAUAAUAUAAUAAUAUUAUGCUAUACUAUAUAUUUACGAGUAUACACACAGGAUAUAAUAGGAUUAUUUAAAUAAUAUUAUAAUCGUGAAAGUGAGUACGAAUAAACUGGAAAGUAAAAAAAAAAUACUGUCAUGUAAUAACCCGGUAAGUAGGUGGAUACCGGGUGUUAUAUAUUAUAUAUAGAUAUAGGUAGGUAGGGUAUAACAGCGUAAUUAAUGCAACUAUAAAUAUAUUAUACUAAAGUGAACGUACAAUAAUAUUAUUCUGAGCGAGUCCGUGAAAAAUGAUUAUCGAUACGAUUUUGAAUUUUUUUUUUUUUUUUUUUAAUAUCUAUACAAUAUUAUCAGCUAUAAACGCAACACAAUUUGCUCUCUCAAUUGUCUCUGAACACUUAACCAUAUGGUAAUCGAUAACCGUGGGUUUUAACGAUAAAAAGUAAAACAGAAAUCUGAACAUGUUUAUUCGCUCCAAGUCAGGAAAUUUGGAAGGUACCACCUACUAGAGCUCUCUACUUCGCGUGUACAUAUUUUAACGUAUACACGUGAAAUUAACAUUCGAAGUUAUAAAACCAUACACGUGUAUUUUUCAACAAUAUAAAUGCCUUCGUUUAUCUGAUUUUUAAAUUGGAUUUAUGGCUGAUUACCGACCGCGAUUGGUCGGUUAUUUUAUAAACUUCAUUUAAAAAUCAACGUCUAUGUUAGUGAGUACGACCCUACGUAUAAAUAUUUACGUAUAGAAACAUUUGUACUAACGUAUACGUUAGUACAAUUAGACUGAUUUUUUUUAACAAUUACGAGUAUUACUGUUUAAAAUUUGUUUUUUUUAACACUCCAUACGCAAUAUAAUACGUAUUGGUAUUAUUAUAACUAUUUAAAGAAAAAUGUUACAGGGGGGGGGGAUGUAUCCUUCUCAUCCUUACCCAUUUAACCACGCUUAGCUACGAUCAAUCAAAGAGUUGUAAUCAAAAAACGAGUCUCGUUCUUGUAAAACUAUAAUAGGUAACCUAGAAAUCAACAAAAAUAAAACCAACGUAUAAGAAUAUCAUCAUUAUUGUUAUUAGGUUUUGUUAGACUUUUUAGAAACACUCCGAGGAGUCUCGACAGCAAUUUUUUACAUAAUAAGUAUUACCUGGCGGAAAAUCCGCAUUAUUCAACAGGGUACGGCCCAUUAAUAAAAAGCGAAAGAAGUGGUUCCAAAAAAAAAAAAAAAUAAUAAUAUCUUUGUAAAACUUCUUCGCUACACUAUCAGACUAUUAGGAAAAAAAAAUUAUAAUCUAUGGGUUUUCGUAUUAUAUAGGUACAUUAGAAUAACGACUGUCGCCGCCUAUAUUAUGUACUCGCCAAGGACACGAUAAAAAAGAAGACACCGGUUUGCAAUUAAUAUUAUUAAAAUAUUAUAUACAUUUACAUAUUAUUAUUUUCGUAAAAUUUCGAUUUCAUAACCGACGAAAUUCCCUUUUUUUUUCAUCUUUUUCUUUAAAUUUACGACAACCGUUCCGUACAAGGACACCUGCACCUCGCACACACACACACACACACUUACGCGCGCACACACCGAUUGCGCAAUCCGAGUGCACGAGAAACAUAAUCAUAUUAUAAUAGUAAUAAAAUAAACCGAACCGAUUGUACAUCUGUAUAUUAUAUUGUUGUUAUAAUAUAGGUUCACCAAUCCAUAUAAUACAUUUUUUAUCGUCAUCAUAUCGCGGGUAUACCACCUAGUGCGCGUGGCCGCAGCAUUCUUCGUCCGUGCCCGGGGCCCCGGGGGAACGCGAAAAAAAAAAAAAAUUGUUAAAUACAUCGACAAAAUACUAACACGGUGCCUCCGCGACGUUCGAUAUUAUUUGUGUUUCGCGUACGUGGAAAACCGGUAUAAUAUUAAAACUCAAGCGAACGGACGAACCGGGUCCGUCGGACGGGUCGUUUUUUUAGCGGUCCAUUUUCUCGUUUCGGUCGUGCUGUAUAGAUGCGCCGCGGUAUAAUGUGCCCAUAUAAUAAUAUUAUUAUAAUUAUCGUCACCAUCACAAUAUUGUACUCUCCGCGCUAAUGGUUCGGACGUAUUAUUUAGUGACGAGAAAAAAAUAAAAAAAAAAAAAAAAAAAAAAAAAAAAAUAAAUAAAAAAUCCAAUAUAAUUUAUUAUCGUACGCGUGCUCGCGCGAAUUCACGUAGGUACGCAGACAGCGGCUAUAUUAUUAUUAUUAUUAUUAUAAUAUUAAUUGUCAAACCUGUACGCGACUCGCGAGGAAUGCGCGUUGCGCAAUCGCGUGUGCAUUAAUGUAAUAAUAUGGAAGAUGAGAAUCGCUCGCAUCAGUUAGGUAGGUAGGUAGACAGGUAGGUUACCCGUCCCGUUCGGAACGAGAGUUUUUUUUUUUUUUUUUUUUAUUAUCAUAACGCAAUAAAUUAUCAUCAAUAUCGAAAACGGUAUUGCGCGACGGUCUCGCGCACGUUCUCGAAUCCGUUUUCGUCUCCCGCGCCGCGUAUCGACGGUCCCUGUAUGUCCUCUUCGGUGGGGUCGCUCGCUGCACGGUUUCAACGACACCAUAAUAACCACGCAGCUAUACUCCGUCGAUUGGUUUUCACCGGUGGCCCGUGUCCUGAGCAGGCCCGGAUUUCGGGAAGCUGUCACCCACCCGACAGGCCCUAUUAUUGAAUAUGCCGCCCUCUUCACCGAAAAAAAAAAAAAAAAAAAAAAAAACAACGCUAGUAUUCGUUGUAAACUCGGAAUUUCAAGAAAUUAAAUCAAUAAACAAUAAGAAACAUGAAAUAAACAACAUCAAUGCCAAAUAAUAAUAAUAGUGCAGUUACACAUAAACGAUUUUUUUUUUUUUUUUUGAAAUUCAUUACGAAAUUCGCCGCCCUAGGCCCGGGCUUCAUGAGCCGAUGAAAACAAACGCUGUGGCUAUUCCGUGAUUAGGACACACCAUCAGAAUUUAAUAUGUUGAGUUCUGUACACUGCUGCAGUUGAGGUAUCUACUCAAAACGAAUAACGCCUUAUUUGGUCGAUCGAAAGAUUCUAUUCCAUUCUCAAAUUUAGAACAGGACGCGCGCAGCAAAAAUGUUUGAUUAUUACGCGUAAUCGUUUUUCAAUUUUAGUUUAAUUUUUCCAAAAGAUGGAGAUUUAUUGCAGCAUUUUGAAUACACUUUUGGGGGUUCUCCCUGAACCAAACGAGCCAAAUUUGGGAAUUAAACUUUUUUCUUCAGGUGAAUUUUCGGGUUGAAUUUCACCGUUUGGUAAAAGAAUUUUGUUCUGCUUUGAUCACCUCUAGACUCUAAAUCUCUCGAAUUAAACAAGGAAAAUACAAUUGUGUAUUAUGUAAGGAUGUUACCCAUAUCGUAUUUUUAUAUUAAAAUUUCAUAAUUUUGUUUAGUACCGUAUAGUAUUCGUUAUUAGUGUUGUUUUACACAGAAUAAUUAUUCUUAAAUACAAAACGGCUGGUGACGUGUGAGACAAUAUUCGACUCUAAUAGUGACGGAGCUCUGCAGUGUUUUUUCUCACUCUCUCUCACUCUCUCUCUCUCUCUCUGUUUUUCCUAUACAUAAUAUUUUGCUGAAUUCGUACGCUUCAUUAUAUUAUAUUUGUAUUAUAGUUGCGACGAAUUGCCGCUGUAAGUUGACGGUGUAUUAAACAUUCUAAAAGACGAACAUAAUAUUAUUAUAAUUUGCAAAAAUGUCCAUGGGUUAUUGAUGUUCCGUCGAUCCAAAAGUCACGGACAAACAUUUUACAAUAUACCUAUUAAAUAAUAUUGAAUCAACAUUUUUGUCGUGUGACAUAUUUCAAGGCCACGUCAAUUCGUUUAAUAUCCGCCGUGAACUUUAUUCAAUUUAUUAUGUAUUAUAUAUACCUGUAUAUAUAAAAAAAAAAUUAUUAAAAAAUUCUACAAGAAUAAUUUCGUUUUGACGGGAUUGACAAUAAUACAUAUAUUUUCUACUCGGUUUUAUUCUUAAAAUACCAACUACUUCUUUGUGAUAUUUAUCUGUCUCCCACAGUUAUUGCGAAGUUUCGUAAAGAUAUUUGAUCUAUUAGAAUAUAAUCCCCAUUCACGGGGGUGGGGGGGAGGGUAACUUAAAACUCUGAAUGUGCAUAUUUUUUUUUUUUUUUUAUAAAGCAUUAUUAUUAUUAUUAUCAACCGAGAUAUUACCGUCAGCCGCCAAUAUAAUAUGAAUUAACUAUAGGUACUAAACUAAACAAUAAAUCUGGUAGAGGACAGAAGAUCAAAUUUUCCAUGUUACUGAUACAAUAAACGAAAUAUAAUAUAGUUUAAAAUAACACGUUUUUAAUUGUAUUGGUCACGUAAUUAAUUUUCGAUACAUAUAUAAACCAUGUCAUUUUGUCAACCAAAGAAGAAAAAUCAAGUUUAACGUUUAAAAAAAUUAGAUCCCUCGCUACGCUCCGAACCUAAAAGUAGAUAGGGACACAAAUUAUUUUAUUACGUCUAUUGAAUGCUAUUGUUACAUUUUUAAAUUUGUUUUGUAAUAUUUAUUAAAUUUAUUAUGACGGGUACUUUCGGUUUUGUACGCAUUGGAUAAAAAAAAAUCGAUUGAAGAAAACUGUUUUAGACGCAAAAAAAAAAAAAUACCCGGGCUAUAUACCUAAUAAAUAACAUGUUUACCAUAAAAAAAGGAAAACUCGCGCUAUGAAACGUUGGGUUUUAAUUUUUCGAUACCACAAUUACAAAUGAUAACAAAAAAAAAAAAAAUUAAUUAUUAUAUUAUUGAUAAUAAUAUACUCGGACGGGAUGUGCCCAAUAUGCGACUCUACCCCCGAGAUCGAUCAAACAGAUACAUUUAUAAUAUUGAUAAUUGGAAUUUCGUCCGGUCGGUCCUUGACCCGAAAUAGUAUAGACACGCCAUAUCAAACGAAUAGAUAAAUUAAAAAAAAUAUUCUAUUAUAAUUAUUUUAUUAUUCGCGGGCGCGUACCGAAUUCGUCACCAUCGAUGUUAUUAUUUCGCUCCGUAACGAAUCGACGACGACGGCGACGUAUUAUAAUAUCCAUACCUGUGAGUUGUGACGUGUAUAUUGCAAUACGUAUAAUAGAUUUUAAAAAAUCUACUUUGGAAAAGUUAGGUUAGGUUAGGUUAUAUUGAUCUAACCUAAAUAAGCUUUUGUACGGGCGGGCCAUGCGAUCGAAGAUCACGAAUCUGGGUCAAGUGUUAGAAAGCCAUGUGUCAUAAGGUCGGUUAUCAUGUUAAAAAAUCGAGUGUCAUAAAAAUCGUAAAUAUUAUAAAUAUAAUUUUUCAAAGAAAUCAUGUUACUAGUAUAUAAAUUAAAAUAUGGAUGAAGUACAAAACACCUAAUUUAGUGUGAAUUAUGAAUUAAAAAUGCACAGAUGUGUACCUAAGGAGUAUUGAAAUCUAUUAUACUAUAGCGCAGUAGGUGCAAUCAAUAUUUUGAAUAAUAUUUAAUCACUCUAAUCUUUUUUUUUAACAAGUAGUAACAUUUAUGAGACACGUGCAUUUUAUAACAUGUUUCUUUUACGAGACUUGAAAUCAGUGGCGUAGCAAAGGAGGUUUCGGGGUGUUGUGAUCCCCCCUCUUCCAUUGUUUUUGUUUAGGUAAGUUUAAGAAAGCUGUGAAUCCCUUUAACCCCUCUCUACCCAUUGAUAAAUCCUGGUUACGCCACUGCUUGUCACAUAUUACUGAAAACAGAUUAUACAAUAAUGGAUAGCGCAUGAUGCGUUACCAAUUACGUAGCGUGCAGGCGUUCCCGCGAAUGUCCGAUAUUAGCGGAAUACCUCAAAAUCGAGAGUAACCGAAAUUUCGUGCGACCGACAAUGGGUUUUUUUUUGGUUUCGAUCGAAAUACCCGUACCGUGGCUAUGAUCAUGAUGAUGGAAUGUCCAUCAUCCCGUGUUAAUAUUUUCAUAUUCGAAUUUUCACGGGGCUGAUGAAAACAAUCGUCUCGCGUUCAUUACGAUAUUGGUGUUGAAUUUGGUCGUUGCGUAGUACCGACGAGACACUCGUGAAUUUCCGACAGUGUCACAUUCGUCGGCGGGAAUACCGAAUAAUAAUUAAAUAAUCGUGAAAUAAUAUUGUCGACCGCUUAUCGUCGCCCGUGUACAUAAUACAUCGAUUCACACAAAUAAUACGCGUGACGUGCGUAAUGCGCGUGUUGCAGGCACAACGACGACGAGCAAUUCUGGAGCAACGCCACCGUGGAGGACUGGGCCAAAGAGAUGGCCGGCAUGCGCAUAAUCACGGAAAAGUACGCAAACCUGACCGAUAACAGCGUGGUCGGCUUGCGGUCGCCUUAUUUGCGAGUGGGCGGCAACAACCAGUUCACCAUGAUGGAGGAACAAGCUUUCCUGUACGACUCGUCCAUCACCGCGCCACUGUCCAACCCGCCUCUCUGGCCGUACACCAUGUACUUCCGCAUGCCCCACAGGUGAGAGCCGUCACGACAGUAUCUAUACGCGGGAUAAGGGACUUAUCUAUACAGGGAGGUAACUUACUGGAAUAUUGCUGGGCCAGCUUGCGAUGUCAUGCGCCCUGUAAUAUCUAUUGGAUCCCGUUGAACUAUUUAUUAUUAUAUUUUUUUACGGCCGUUCGCCAUUAAUAUACUCUUGUUAAAAAAAAAUCAAAACAAAUUAUUAUAACAGAUAGGGUGGGGCCUACAUAGGAAGUAGAACGGAAUUUUAAAUUUCUAUGUAACAGUAUUAUACGUUAUAUAGAAGUAUAUAGGUAUAUCGUACACCGCUUAUAGGUACCGGUUAACGAUAUUAUUAUGUUAUUCAAUCGGCGAAAGUUGUCGGGUUUCAAGGACUAAUGGGCGCGUUCUCCUGUACAUGGUUUUAAAUACAGCUCUAUUUAUUAUUAAAUAAACAAUUUGAUAUUAAUAAAAAAAAAAAAAAAUAAUAAUAAAAACGAUGUCAAAUUUUUUCUCUCUUUCGGACUAAAUGGCCAAGUGUACACGGUUACGUAUACGGACACCGGUUUUCGGAAUAUAACAUUUUAUUGUAUGUUGUACCGAACGCGCGGGGGUUUCGCUCGAAAUCAUGUUGGAGUGCAAUAGUUAUAUCGUAUCGCCUUUAUUUACGGCCACGGUUUUUGAUGCUCGCAGAUGUCACGGAAACUUGCAACAUUGUCCGACGCGUAGCCACGCCGUAUGGGAAAUGGUAAUGAACGAGCUGGACAGACGAGAGGACCCGAAUUUCGACGAAUACCUGCCCGGCUGUGCCAUGGUGGACUCGUGUUCCAACAUCCUUUCCGGCGACCAGUUCUACAACUUUCUGAACCACAACUUCGACCGGCAUUACGACCAGAACCGCGCGCCCAUGGGCCUGUACUUCCACGCCGCCUGGCUGAAAAACAAUCCCGAGUAUCUGGACGCGUUUUUGUUCUGGAUCGACGAAGUGCUGGCCAACCACAACGACGUGUACUUCGUCACCAUGACGCAGGUGAUCCAGUGGAUCCAAAAGCCGAGGAUCAUUAACGAGGUGAAGAACUUCGAACCGUGGAGGGAAAAGUGCGUGGUCGAAGGGCCGCCGGCCUGUUGGGUACCGCACUCGUGCAAGCUCACCAGCAAAGAGGUUCCCGGGGAAACCAUCAACCUGCAAACGUGCGUCCGAUGCCCAAACAACUAUCCGUGGCUCAACGACCCCACCGGAGAUGGUUUCUUCUAAGUCACACGCACAUUGUUCCCCGAUCUCACACACCCACACUCAACAAAUCGACAUUUUUCACAAUAUUCAAUUUUAUUAUUAAUUUUUUUUAAUUAUUAAUUAUUGGCGCUGUUAUUUUUGUUUUAACUUUCCCCCGCCCUCCGCGUCUGAUUUCCAAGACAAUGCGUUUGCUAUACCAGCUAUCUAUAUGUAUUACGUCCCCGUUAUUCUUUUCCAAUGCGAAUUAUUAUUUAAUCAACAAAUUUCUAUAGACUCAUUAUGUGUAUCGGGUUUCUUAAUUAACUGUGAUUUUUGUUUAGGUCGGCGCGGUUGUUGUCGCGGUCGCGACCGCACCGCGCCGUCACCAUUAUGUAACGGCGGCAUAGCGCGUGUUACUUAUUUUAUAUUGUAAAAUAAAUUCGUCGUCGAACAUCGAUAAUAUAUUAAUUACAUUUUUAUUUUUUAUUUUUUUGUUCACUUUGCUCGUAAGAAAGAACUCUGAAAAAAAAUUAUACCAUUAAGUGUAUUUUUGUAAAAAAAAAAAAAAAAAUAUAUAUGAACGAAAAGUUGUAUCUAUAUAGAUAGUAAAUAAAUUAUAUAUUAAUAUUUAAAAAUAUGAUGUCUUGUGAUUUAUAACGAAGAAAAAAAAACUAGUUUUCAAUUA
Cinara cedri is the source of this 19155-nucleotide messenger RNA. NCBI's taxonomy places the organism in Eukaryota, Metazoa, Arthropoda, Insecta, Hemiptera, Aphididae. The record is from the annotation of a GenBank genome assembly.